Pyricularia oryzae 70-15 is the source of this 879-nucleotide messenger RNA. RefSeq lists its product as uncharacterized. Bases 1 to 879 code for a protein of 292 amino acids. The record is from RefSeq and is a predicted model, not a curated record. Lineage: Eukaryota; Fungi; Ascomycota; Sordariomycetes; Magnaporthales; Pyriculariaceae. The transcript is spliced from 2 exons.
AUGGCACAAGUGACUCCACCAAGCAGCAAGGAAAAUACUCCUGGUCUUGAGCUGCCCACAUUGAAAUCGGUGGGGCUCAUGACAAUACCGGAGCUGACCAAAGCGGCAGAACAAUACCAGUUAAGAAUACCCAAGUCAGGAAAAAAGGCAGAAAAAGUAUCUGCAUUGAAGACUGCGCUAUUCGAACGCGACCCUGAGUAUUAUAAAAACUUAGGCGAGAGCCCGGACUCUCUCCUGAGCACAAACGACAGUACUAAAGACAGUCCUAAAGAGAGUACCAACAGCAGUACCAACGGCAGUAACAAAGACAGUGCCAAAGACACCACCAACAAACACAAUGAAAAUGAAGAUCGAGACUGGAAUGCUCCUCCAGUUGGGCUACCAGGCCUUUCGACAAUAAAGACUGCAGAAGAUGCGACAAAUGUAGCCCAGAAGUUGGGGAUGGGCAGCCUUACGUGGGACGGCAAACCAGAAUCCGAUUUGGAAGUUGGCGAAAUGAUCCUUGCUAUCAGAUUAGAAUUGCACAACAGGUGGCCAAAACAAUACGAAACCCCAAUAUCUACCGAGGGCAGCAGUAACAGCUCCGCUGACGCUGGGAGCGAUAACGAAAACUCUACUGUGAAGGAACAGAACUCUUUUGAAAAGGUUGACGUUCCUGAAGCGAAUGGACGCGCUGCUUCUAAGCUUGCAGUGGACACAGAUAAAUCGCUUGACAUGGAAGAUCCACGGUCAUACUUCAUCACCACCGAAACAGCAAAGACAGACUUUGAAUGGCAGAAAAAGUUCGAUCCGGUUGAAAUCCUUUGCUGUGGCGAUAAGACGCAAGGACACAGCCAUCAGCUUGAAAACGGAGAGAGCUACUACAUAAGUGGUGUCUAG